UAUGGAAAAUGAUCAUCAUUUGAUCAGCAGCAGCCCAAUUAGGGUUUGUGCUGAUUGCAGCACAACCAAGACUCCUCUUUGGAGAAGUGGUCCCAAGGGCCCUAAGUCGUUGUGUAACGCAUGUGGGAUUAGGCAAAGGAAGGCGAGGCGGGCCGUGGCGGCUGCUGCAGCUGCAGCUGCGUCUGCCGCCAGCGGCGUGGUGGCUGAUCCGCCAACGCCUCCGGCGAAGAUGAUCAAAGUGCAACAUAAAGAGAAGAUUGGGAAAAGUGCAACAAAUUCAUCACUGAUGAAGAAACGUUGCAAAACGACGACACCGGUCGAUGCUGACUCGUCGUUAACGGACGAGUCUAGUAAUAAGAAAAAGAAGAUUGGUAAUAAAUUAGAGGAAUUCUUGAUUAAUUUGAGCAAGAAUUUGUCGUUUCAUCGGAUGUUUCCGGAAGACGAGAAGGAUGCCGCUAUCUUGCUCAUGGCUCUAUCUUCUGGCUUGGUUCAUGGCUGAUUUUUAUGACAUUUAAUUUGUUGUUGUUUUUUUUGGUGAGCUAGCUUAAAUAUAAGGUAUUUUCAAUAUAUAGGAAUAAUUAAUAAUAAUAAUAAUAAUAAAAAUUAAAUAAAUUAGGAGAGUAGUCUCUUAGCUUUUUGUGUGUGUAGGGAGAUCAAGUUAAGUGAGUGAGAUUCAAUAUAUGUUUUUUUUGUUUGUUUAUUUCCAUAUAUUUGGACAAGUUGAUAACCUAAUAUGGAUCUCUUGUUCAAUAAUAUAUAAAUUAUCGAGUUGUACGUGUGUGCAAGUUAAUCAAUUAUUUUCAUUAUUUA
This is a messenger RNA of Erythranthe guttata (spotted monkey flower), 810 nucleotides long. The record is from RefSeq and is a predicted model, not a curated record. NCBI's taxonomy places the organism in Eukaryota, Viridiplantae, Streptophyta, Magnoliopsida, Lamiales, Phrymaceae.